AUGGCCGAAGGACCAGCUGAGUGCGGCGUGCAGGUGUUCUGCCGAAUCCGACCGCUCAACAAGACAGAAGAAAAGAAUGGCGAUCGAUUUUUGCCGAAAUUCCCCAGCGAAGACACGAUUUCAAUCGGGGGCAAGGUAUUCGUCUAUGACAAAGUCUUCAAACCGAACACUACCCAAGAACAAGUGUACAUGGGAGCAGCCUAUCACAUAGUACAAGAUGUGCUAUCUGGUUAUAAUGGCACUGUCUUCGCUUAUGGUCAGACAUCUUCCGGUAAAACCCACACUAUGGAGGGUGUGAUCGGUGAUCCGGUAAUGCAGGGUAUCAUACCACGAAUAGUGCAAGACAUAUUCAAUCAUAUAUACACUAUGGACACAGAACUUGAAUUUCACAUUAAAGUAUCCUACUUUGAAAUUUAUAAUGAAAAGAUUCGAGAUUUGUUAGACCCUGAAAAAGUAAAUCUUUCAAUCCACGAAGACAAGAACCGGGUUCCAUAUGUGAAAGGCGCAACAGAAAGAUUUGUUGGAACACCGGAUGAAGUGCUCCAGACUAUCGAAGAUGGAAAGAGCAAUCGAAUGGUUGCUGUUACUAACAUGAAUGAACAUUCCUCUCGUUCUCACUCUGUGUUUCUCAUCACCGUCAAGCAAGAACAUCAAGCGACAAAAAAGCAACUUGCUGGCAAGCUAUAUCUGGUAGAUUUAGCAGGCUCAGAAAAAGUUAGCAAAACUGGAGCACAAGGUACUGUUCUUGAAGAAGCUAAGAAUAUCAACAAGUCGCUUACCGCACUUGGAAUCGUCAUAUCAGCAUUGGCGGAAGGAACGAAAUCUCACGUACCCUAUCGAGAUUCCAAACUCACUCGAAUUUUGCAAGAAUCACUUGGAGGAAAUUCACGAACGACUGUCAUCAUCUGCGCUUCUCCAUCACAUUUCAAUGAAGCUGAAACUAAAUCGACUCUUAUGUUUGGUCAAAGGGCCAAGACCAUCAAGAACGUCGUCCAGAUCAAUGAGGAACUAACUGCGGAAGAAUGGAAACGAAGAUACGAGAAAGAAAGAGAUAAGGUUACACGUCUCUCUACUGUUUUGCAAGCUCUCAACCUGGAAAUGACUCGAUGGCGAGCAGGCGAACGAGUAAGCGAAGCUGAAUGGAUUAAUCUUAACGACACCGCACAUCUUAUUGGGGUGUCGGAGAAUUCUUCUACGCCAUCGAUGGAAAGGUCGAUGAUUGCACCAGCACCACCUAUGCUCACUUCAGUUACUGGUCCUAUCACUGACGAGGAGAAGAAGAAGUAUGAGGAAGAACGAGUGAAAUUGUACCAACAACUCGACGAGAAGGAUGAUGAGAUCCAACGCGUCAGCCAAGAACACGAGAAGCUGAAGGCACAGGUGUUGUUGCAAGAUGAAUCGAUCCAAGCUAUGCGUGAAAACGAAGAGACACUGCGAGAAGAGCUUGUUCGUAUUCAGAAAGAGAGCGACGAUAAGCAAAAUGAGACUAAGGAGAUGAUCUCUGCUAUCGAAGAUAUCGCCGUUCAGCUUGAGGUUAGAAACGCUGAAUAUGAGAAGCUGAAGAAAGAGUUAGAGAUUGUAGCGGAAGAGAACCAACAGCUUGAAGACAGCUCUAACCAUGCUGUUAGCGCCUUGAAUGCACAUUUGGACGAGUGUGGCCCUAAGAUCAAGCACUUCAAAGAUGCCAUCUACAAUAUCAUUCGCGAAUACAACAUCGCUGAUAUCGUGAAUCAGAAUGACACUUUGCCUGAUCACGAACUUCUCAACCUCAUGCGCAUCGGUGUUUCGAAGUUGUUCAGUGAAAAUAGCGCUGCAAAGGAGAUGAACUCAGCUGAAGCACAUGCUGCCGAGAAGAAACUGGAUGAGUUGAAUUCUGUGCAAGGGCAAGAUGCAAACAAAUUGAAGCAACUACUUGUGAAGGAUCAAGCAGCGCGUGAGCUGAAACCGCUCUCGGAUAGAGUCAAUGUGGAGUUGGCCACUUUGAAGAACUUGAAGAAGGAGUUUGUCCGUAUGAUUCUGUCGCGAUGCCAGGCUGGACUCGAUGUUGAGGAAGACUGUCUUUCUGGCCCCGCACAGAAACAACGAAUUCAGUUCCUCGAGAACAACCUGGACAAACUCACCAAGGUCCACAAGCAGCUUGUGCGUGACAACGCUGACCUUCGCGUCGAGCUACCAAAGAUGGAGGCUCGGCUACGCGGACGAGAAGACCGCAUCAAGCAGCUCGAAACGGCUCUACGGGAAACAAAGGAGCGCUCACAGCUCGAACGAAGAAAGUAUCAGCAGGAGGUGGAGCGCAUCAAGGAUGCUGUUCGACAACGUAACAUGCGUCGACAGAACACGCCACAAAUUGUGAAGCCAAUUCGACCCGGACAAAUGUACACUCCUUCGCCGGCUGUGACGGCAGUGGCCCCAUCACCUGCUGUACGGCCAGCAAAUGCGACCCAAAUGAAUGCGCAGUAAAAGACCGUGAUGGACUAGCAACGCCUUCUGUGGUUUUUCUCUCCCCCAACAUUUGGAAUAAUCAGGUCGAUAUGCGCUUUUCCCGUCAAUGUGGAAAAUCGUUGGAUUGCCUAGUAACUUAUUACAAUUUUCUCUAUGAAUAUGACCUAUAAUUGCCUGUUGCAUAGUAAGAAAGUUCUCUGUGAUGAAAUACCAGUCCCAAUUGUUUGCAUCUAGUUUUCAAUGUUGUUUGUUUCGAAAGUAUGCGAAUGCUAGUUGUUUCUAAUUCGUCGUCGGUUAAGCGAAAAUAUAUUGGGGUUAUAUUCUGGCAUGCUUUUUGUUCUCGUUCUUGUUUUAUUGGUCAUUUGUCUUGUAGUAAUGAGCUUGUCAUGCAGUAUGGAUCGAUCGGUUGUGCAUGCGUAAAAGCGAUUUGCGGCUCAGCUGUGUCUCUGGUCCGUGUUCGCGCUAUUUUAUCCCACCCCUAUGUCUCUCUAUAAAAUAACCGUAACCUACGUCUGAUACUAGCUUUCCUAUCGCUUAACCCAUCACCUUUCACUGUGUGAACAAAAAAAAAUCCCUUGAAGCAUGUCCUAACAAUCCCGCAAGAUUUGUGUCUGUUCCAUUCAGCAGCCUAAUAAAGUUUUACUGAAGAGUCUUUAUGUGUGACACAAGGAAUGCAGUUUGAUGUCAAUCACGGUUUGUUUUAACACAGAUUCUUGCGAGUAUAGCAAGAGCAUGUAAUGCUUUUUUACUUACGAUUGACACUACAAUCUAACCUAAAAAAAUCGUGUUUUAUAGAUUACCGUUAAAAUAUAUCGUUAGGUAUGU
This is a messenger RNA of Cylicocyclus nassatus, 3267 nucleotides long. Lineage: Eukaryota; Metazoa; Nematoda; Chromadorea; Rhabditida; Strongylidae. The record is from the annotation of a GenBank genome assembly.